Messenger RNA from Mustela lutreola (European mink), 453 nucleotides. RefSeq names its product keratin-associated protein 4-11-like. The transcript has a single exon. The record is from RefSeq and is a predicted model, not a curated record. The coding region runs from base 1 to 453 and encodes 150 amino acids. Gene Ontology annotation, cellular component: keratin filament. Lineage: Eukaryota; Metazoa; Chordata; Mammalia; Carnivora; Mustelidae.
AUGGUUAAUUCUUCUUGUGACUCUGUCUGCUCUGGCCAGGGCUGCGGUCACGACCUCUGCCAGGAGACAUGCUGCUGCCCUUCCAGCUGUGGUUCCAGCUGCUGCAGGCCCAGCUGCUGCACCUCUAGCUGCUGCCGCCCCACCUGCUCCCAGACCACCUGCUGCAGGACCACCUGCUGCCGCCCUACCUGCUGUGUGUCCAGCUGCUGCCAGCCCUCCUGCUGUGGUUCCAGCUGCUGUGGCUCCAGCUGCUGCCGCCCCUCCUGCUGCAUUUCUAGCUGCUGCCGCCCCUCCUGCUGUGGAUCCAGCUGUGGUGGCUCCAGUUGCUGCUGCCCCUCCUGCUGCCUGCGCCCAGUCUGUGGCCAGGUCUCCUGCCACACCACUUGCUAUCGCCCCACCUGUGUUAUCUCCACCUGCCCCCGCCCCAUGUGCUGUGCCUCCUCCUGCUGCUGA